AUGGCUACGCAAGGCUUGCGCACGAUAAUCGCUCUGUCAUUUAUCUUGGCGAUCGGCUUCCUCCUCGUCAUCCUAUCUGCAGCUCUAUGGCACAACUUCCUUCCUUUGAUUGUCGUUGCAACAUAUAUAAUCGCGCCUCUACCGAACUGGAUCUGCAGUCAGUGCGGUAACCCCGAUGACUUUAUUGAAAGCUCCGGAAGUGCCGUGGUCGACUUUGGUCGGUUCUUGACUGCGUUCCUGGUGCUUAUGGGAAUAGCGCUUCCCACCGUUCUCGCUCACAGUGGUGCCAUUGAGGUGCCCGCAAUGGUCAUGUCGAUCCUCGGUGGUUUGCUCAUCUACGGCACCAUCAUCAGUUUCAGCAUGUUUUUCAGGGAACAAGAGGAAUUCUAA
Molecule: messenger RNA, 390 nt
Organism: Talaromyces rugulosus
Lineage: Eukaryota; Fungi; Ascomycota; Eurotiomycetes; Eurotiales; Trichocomaceae
Exons: 3
Coding region: 1-390 (129 amino acids)
Biological process (GO): late endosome to vacuole transport via multivesicular body sorting pathway
Cellular component (GO): Vps55/Vps68 complex; endosome
Source: RefSeq, a predicted model, not a curated record